CGGGGGUGGUCGGUCGAUCUGUUGGGUGGUCGGUCUUUCGGGGGUCUGCGAUGGAGCCGUGCGGAGGGGCCCGGCAGCAGGAGCGGCAUUACCGCCUGCUCUCCUCCCUCCAGGCCCUCGUCAACGAGCUGCCCAGCUCGUGCCAGCAGCGGCUGUCCUACACGCUGCUGAGCGACCUGGCCCUGGCCCUGCUGGACGGCACCGUGUUCGAGAUCGUGCAGGGCCUGCUGGAGAUCCAGCACCUCACCGAGAGGAGCCUGUACAGCCAGCGGCUCAAGCUGCAGAGCGAGCACCGUGGGCUCAGGCAGGCCAUGCUGCACAGGCACAAGGAAGCCCAGCAGAGCUGUCUGCCCCACAACCUGGCUUUGCUCCGAGCAGCCCAGCAGCGUGAGCAGGAGGCCUUGGAGCAGCGGGUCAAAGAGGAGCAGCAGAUGAUGGAUCAGAAGAUCGUCCUGGAGCUGGACCAGAAGGUGGCCGACCAGCAGAGCACACUGGAGAAGGCCGGAGUCACGGGCUUCUAUGUGACCACGAAUCCUCAGGAGCUGACUUUGCAGAUGAACGUGCUGGAGCUCAUCCGGAAGCUACAGCAGCGGGAAUUUGGAGGGGCCGAGCCGGGCCCCUGAGUCCAGCCUGAGGAACAGAGGAGACGGCAUGGACCUCGUGAUGGAGGUCCUGACUGGCUCCCGAGAGUGGAGCGUGCCUCCUGGGACAGGCCUUCCCGGGGCCACGGGCUCAGGACAGUUUCCUGUGACCCCCGGGGCCCUGGAGAAGCAUCCAGUCGAGGCGAUGGUGGACAGGCGGAACGAGGAGAGAUUGGAUCCCCCUCCACCAUCAGGCCGGCCCCAGGGUUCAUGAGGGUCCCGGGGAGGCCGGGCCACAGGCCUCAAUGAGGUCG
Molecule: messenger RNA, 895 nt
Organism: Tachyglossus aculeatus (Australian echidna)
Lineage: Eukaryota; Metazoa; Chordata; Mammalia; Monotremata; Tachyglossidae
Product: protein DGCR6-like
Exons: 5
Coding region: 51-623 (190 amino acids)
Source: RefSeq, a predicted model, not a curated record